AGCAGACGCGUCGCGGCAACCAACUGGACAGCCAGCCUCGACACACCAGGUCCGUCGAACGCCGGUCUUACCUGGCCCAAGCCGUGAGUCAAUCGAGCUUCGAUUGUGCGCGAUUCUUUCUUUUUUCCAUUCCUUUUUGCAUCUUUGACUUGAAUGAUACCAGUGUGAAUCGGGCCUUAAAUCGCGUUGCGUGAAUAGUGCGAUUUAUUUGAUUUCGAGAAGAUACGAGGACGUUUUACCUGAGUACAGAGGUACUUUGGAUUAGCAAACAUUCCCGAGACAGCUGCCGCAUGUUUGGAACUUGAAGUAGAUUGUAUGAGACCCAGGGAUUUUGGGACUGAUCUUGCGGAAGCGUGUGCAAAGUUUCUCUUUUUGCGAAAUAGUGUAAUUUAGUGGUGGUACCUUAGUGCGGGGUUCUGUGUGGAUGACAGACGCAAGUCCAGGUACUGUUCAUGCUAUGCAAAAGAGGAAGUAAGGAGGAACCAGUGACAGAUCUGAGGAGGAUACUUGGAAUUGGAACGCCCUGAAUCAUGAGUAGCGUGAGAGGGAGUCCGGGACCUGGUAAAGAGGCUAGAGAGACAUGAACGUCUGGCCGAAUUAGAUUUUGAGAUAAAAAAUGGUGUGAAUCACAAGGAGAGUAUAGAAGCUUGAUCCUUGACUGGGAUCGUGGAAGAAUAGGCAUUGGUUACUCUGUCAAAAUCGAGAAUAGAGACUCCGGUUGAGGGCCGACGGCGCACGCCUCAGGAUGGAAACGCGACAGUACCUGGUGAUUGCCGUGCACUGAAGUACCCAGGUACAUGCUGAAGUAUUCAGAACUUCAGUAGAGGGAAAUCAUGUCGGCAAGCUCCGUGCAGAGAGCACAGCACCAGGAGCCGAUGGAGCUGCCGGAAUCGCGAGAGUCCACCAGGAUGCCGAACAGCUCUAGUAAGAGGGACGUGGACAGCGACUGCGAGAGUGACACUAGUGAAGUUCUUAGCGUAGGAAGUGAACCAACCCCUACGAUGGCUGUGGAUGUGCAAGACUCGAGUUCGAGAUUCGAGGGUGAACAGGACUUCCGGGAGGAUGGUAGUAACACCAGGACAUCGUUAACACCAUCACCGACGGCAUCGCCAGUGGCUUCACCAUCCAGUUCAAGUUGUAACGAAGCCAGUAUAUAUUAUCAUCGACCUACGACCGUCCAGGCAUCAAGUCCAGGUUACAGUCAGCCCCCGUCGUCACCGGCAGCAUCGGUCAGGUCGCCAGCGUCGUCUAGCGCCACGGCGUCGUCCCCUGGACGCUCAGAGAACCAGGAUGUGUCGUCCAGGUACACUACCUCGCAUCCUCAUCUGGUAUCCCGCUACAUUCGUGACCCGGAGGUGGUUGAUUAUCCUUCAAGAGUGCCGCCACCUUCUCUUGGCCACGAGAUCAUAUAUCCCGCUGUCGAGAGGCUCCAUAGAACCCCCAUAAGCGUGCCUCUCGUCACACGGCUGUCCCUUUCACCACCAUCGGCUGUGACAGUCUCCAAUCUUCAAACUUCGCCACCGAUCCUUCAUCCAGCCGUCUGUCGAGAACUGAGGGAUGCGUCGCCAUUGAUUCACCCCCAGCAUCUUCACAGUCACAACAAUUCUCAUAGCCACGUUCACCAAACGUCCCAGGUGCAGCACGUUCCUGCUACCACGGGACACCAUAGACUGUCAGUGAGCAAACUUUUACAGUCGUCGCCACCGCCGCCCCGGGAACCGAGUCCGGCGUCGCCACGGGAGGAGAAUGGCGUCAGGAGCGGAGCACCUAACAAUCCUAACAAUAACAACAACAACAAUAACAAUCUGCAACAUCAGGGAAACCUUAAGUUCAGCAUAGACAACAUACUCAAGGCGGAUUUCGGUAGAAGAAUCACGGAUCCAAUAUCCCUAAAGAAGUCCAGACCUAAGAAAGUCGUGCCUCGACCUAUUGACCUUACUAAAGACUUUCUCGAAUCCUCGUCAGAGGGCUCGGAAAGAGGUUCCGAACCAUCCACGACAAACACUUCUCCUGGUGUACCGACAGCCACUACGGGAACGCCUGGAACUGUUCCAGCGGCACCUGGAGCAGAACCUGGGAAGCAGAUGCUCUGGCCAGCCUGGGUCUACUGCACCAGAUACUCGGACAGACCCUCUUCCGGACGAAAAUCUUCCCGUGUGCUUUCAGGUCCUCGAACGAGAAGGGUCAAGAGGUCAAACGACGGUCGCACUUCUGGCGCAACUCCCGAGGAGAAACGGCCCAGGACGGCGUUCAGCGGCGAGCAGCUGGCAAGACUGAAGCGUGAAUUUGCCGAGAAUCGUUACUUGACCGAGAGGAGGAGGCAGCAACUGUCACGCGAUCUCGGAUUGAACGAGGCGCAGAUCAAGAUCUGGUUUCAGAACAAGAGAGCCAAGAUCAAGAAAGCAAGCGGACAGAAGAAUCCAUUGGCACUUCAGCUGAUGGCGCAGGGCCUUUACAAUCACUCGACGGUUCCGUUGACCAAGGAAGAAGAGGAGCAGGCCGCCGAGCUCCAGGCCAAAUGACGACUGUAGAAUAAUUCAAAGAUGGCGAUGUGUUCGUCCGUCAUCGAACCUGAAUUGUAGUCUGUACUUUUAAAUCGACUCGAAUCAUAUAGUCAUUAUCAUUUGAACGCAGCGAUCGACUGUCAUUUAUUUAAACCGAGGCAAAUUUUCUAUCCGUUAAAGUCAACUUGCGAUCGUUCCUCGAGGUUUUAUAAUGUACUUGCUGAUGCUUAGGUGCCAUUUUGUAAACCGCGAUUCUCUCCGAUAAUGGCGGCGGCUACUCUUCCUGCGUACCUGUACGCUUGUUUAUACCCACUGUGGGAUGAAGAUGGUCGCCCGUCGCUUAUGAACCCAACAGUCACGUGGCCUGAAUAAUUUAUUGUAAAAAAUGUAAAAUACAUUGCGAGCGACAGGCGUGAUUGCGACGUGCAAUAAAACCUUAUAAAUAUAGGAGGUAAAUAGAGUCAGCAUGUUAUAACGGAAAACGAUCUGUACAUAUUAAUCUAGAAUUCUACCCAGUGGUAAACAUCGCCUAUAGACUGUUUAAAGUAACUUAGUUAUUUAUUUACCAUUAUACAUAGUACGAACACUUAUACUCAGUACACGGAAUACACAAGACACUCGAAGACUCGUAAGCGUGUAAGAUUAUUUAAAAUUGAAUUAAAUAUUACCAAGUAUCAA
Molecule: messenger RNA, 3182 nt
Organism: Cephus cinctus (wheat stem sawfly)
Lineage: Eukaryota; Metazoa; Arthropoda; Insecta; Hymenoptera; Cephidae
Product: segmentation polarity homeobox protein engrailed
Exons: 3
Coding region: 834-2522 (562 amino acids)
Biological process (GO): regulation of transcription by RNA polymerase II; multicellular organism development; neuron differentiation
Cellular component (GO): nucleus
Molecular function (GO): RNA polymerase II cis-regulatory region sequence-specific DNA binding; DNA-binding transcription factor activity, RNA polymerase II-specific
Source: RefSeq, a predicted model, not a curated record